AUGGUAGCGUAUAAUUCGAUUGUGUCUGCUAUUGAACGUCGAGACAAUGCCAUAUUUUUUGUGGAUGGUCCUGGAGGGACGGGAAAGACAUACUUAUAUUGUGCUUUGCUAGCAACGUUAAGGAGCAAAGGUCAUAUUAUUCUGGCAACAGCAACAUCUGGAAUUGCAGCAACCAUAUUGCCAGGCGGAAGGACAGCACACUCUAGAUUUAAAAUUCCCCUCAGUCCAGAUGCAUCUUCCACGUGUUCUAUUAGUAUCCAGUCAGAUUUGGCAGAAUUGAUAAGAAAAACAUCAGCUGUUGUUUGGGAUGAAGCACCAAUGGCACACAGGUUUGCAUUUGAGACACUCGAUCGAACGUUCAAAGAUAUAAUAGGUGUUGACCUGCCAUUUGGAGGAAAGGUCAUGAUUUUUGGAGGAGAUUUUCGACAAGUUCUUCCAGUUGUUCCAAACGGUACAAGGUCUGAAUUGAUGCAAGCAAGUAUGAUUAAUGCUUCAUUUUGGGGACAUGUGAAAAUCAUUCGUCUUAGGCACAACAUGAGAUCCAUCAAUGAUCAAGAUUUUUCAGAGUUCUUACUUCAUGUCGGCAAUGGGGAACAAGAAACUAUGAUAGACGACAUGAUGCAAUUACCAUCAUCUAUGGUCAUUCCAUGGAAUGGUGAAGAAUCCAUUGUCCAAUUUGUUAAUGAAGUUUUCCCUGAUUUGGAAUGUCAUGUAUGUGAUUCAAGAUACUUGGUGGAAAGGGCAAUUAUAACUCCAAAAAAUGAGGAUGCUGACAAGCUUAAUAAAAUGAUCAUCGAUAAAUUUCCAGGGACUGAACAUAUCUUAUACUCUUUCGAUUCAGUUGAGGACGAUGUGAGAAAUUUGUAUCAACAAGAGUUCUUGAAUUCAAUCUCACCUGGUGGAAUGCCCCCUCAUCAGUUAACUUUGAAAAAAGGUGCCCCAAUAAUGCUUUUGAGAAAUAUCGAUCCGAAGAUGGGGUUGUGCAAUGGUACAAGACUGGCUUGCCAUGGAGCUUACAAUAAUCUAAUUGAUGCCGAAAUCUUAUCUGUACAAUUUGCUGGAACUAGAGUAUUUUUACCAAGAAUCUCUUUAAAGACCACAGAAAGCGCAGGACUCCCAUUUGAAAUGAUGAGAAAACAGUUUCCAGUGAAAUUGAGUUUUGCACUAACCAUAAAUAAAUCACAAGGGCAGACAAUACCAAAUGUGGGUAUUUAUCUACCAGAUCACGUAUUCAGUCAUGGACAAUUGUACGUGGCUUUAUCAAGAGGAGUAUCAGCGUCUACAACAAAAGUCUUGGUAAAGAAAGGAGAAUUACACGGUCAUGAAGGAGUCUUCACAAAGAAUGUUGUGUACAAAGAUAUUUUGCUUCCCUCGAAUUCAACAUAA
Messenger RNA from Malus domestica (apple), 1386 nucleotides. The record is from RefSeq and is a predicted model, not a curated record. Lineage: Eukaryota; Viridiplantae; Streptophyta; Magnoliopsida; Rosales; Rosaceae.